This is a messenger RNA of Closterium sp. NIES-65, 432 nucleotides long. The record is from the annotation of a GenBank genome assembly. NCBI's taxonomy places the organism in Eukaryota, Viridiplantae, Streptophyta, Zygnematophyceae, Desmidiales, Closteriaceae.
AUGUCUCUACGUCCGUCCACUGCUCCUCUGCGUGCCCCUUUGCCUUCUCCUCCGGAGUCCUCUCUUCCUGCUUUUGCCGACCCAGAGUCGGACUCUCUUUGUGCUGCCAGUCCUACUGUCACGCGUCUCCUGGCUACUGUCGUCACUGACCCUUCUUUCGAGUCCACUGCUGCGUCUGCCCUAGUUGCUAAGCUCGUCGACUUUGCUGCUCGCUGUCGCCUAGACUACGCUGCUAGUCUUGUCGUUGAGUCUAAGCAGGAGGAGUUCCAGUGCUUGUCCGCUGCUUCACCUCAUCUCGUGUCCGUACUGCUUACCCCUGAGGGAGACCCGGAUGCACUUGACAUCCCGACUCCGCGCUCUUACGCGGAGGCGAUAGAGGGUCCCUACUCUUCUCAGUGGCAGGCAGCUAUGGAUGCAGAGAUGGCUUCCUGA